Molecule: messenger RNA, 1190 nt
Organism: Parasteatoda tepidariorum (common house spider)
Lineage: Eukaryota; Metazoa; Arthropoda; Arachnida; Araneae; Theridiidae
Source: RefSeq, a predicted model, not a curated record
GCAUCGUCUCACUCAGCUGAAUCCUGUUCGCUAAAUGAUUGUUUAUACACUGGUCCCAAAUUAACUAAUGAUAUUUUUGAUAUUCUAAUAAACUUUAGGAACAAAGAGAUAGCUUUUGUUGCAGAUUUGAAGCAAGCUUUCCUUAAUAUCGAAAUUGUGGAGGAAGAUCGAGAUGCGACCAGAUUUAUCUGGAUGGAACCUCCCUUUGAUGAAGGUAAGAUUAAAAUUUAUCGAUUUACUCGUGUUUUAUUUGGACUUACUUCUAGUCCCUUCCUUCUUGCGGCAACUAUAAAAUUUCAUUUGAAGAAUUAUGAAAAAACAUAUCCUCAAACUAUAAAAAUUAUAAGAGAAUCAUUGUAUGUGGACGAUGUGAUAGGAUGCGAGGAUAAUGUAGAUAAAGCUUUUAGUUUCAGUCAGGAAGCUAUUAAAAUUUUUGAAGAUGCGGGUAUGCAACUUAGAAAAUGGAAUUCAAAUUCGAAACCUCUUAUAGACUUGUGGGAAACUAAUAACAUUCAAAUUGAUCACACCAUAGAAAAUUCAGACUUAAUACCUUCUGAGCAUAAAGUACUUGGGAUAGGGUGUAAUAGUGACACAGACAUUUUUUAUUUUGAUACUAAACAUCUUAUCAAAUUUUUAUCUGAAGGGAGACACACAAAAAGAUUUUUGCUGAAAGCUGCUGAUCGUAUAUUUGACCCAAUAGGAUAUUUGAGCCCCUUUGUUGUAAUCAUAAAGUGUUUAAUUCAAGCAGUUUGGUGCGCUGGAAUUGAUUGGGAUGAAGAACUCCCUCAAGAAAUUGCUCGUGAUUUUCAGGAUUGGUGUAAUGGUGUAAAAAAAUUAAAAGACAUUGAAAUACCACGUUACUAUUUAAGGGAUACUCUUGGAGAUAGUAUACAGGAUAUACAGCUUCACAUAUUUUCUGAUGCUAGUUUGAAAGCAUACGGCUGUGUCGCGUAUUUGAGAAUUGUUACAAAAUCAGAUAAGAUAUAUACAUCAUUUGUUGCAUCCAAAAGUAGAGUAUCUCCCCUCAAAAGUCUGUCAUUACCCAGACUUGAAUUGAUGGCUGCCCUUUUAGCUGCUUGAUUGAGCAAUAAUUUGGUAAAAAACUUAAAGUUUAAACUUACACAACAAUUUUGGACUGAUUCAUCCAUCACUUACUUCUGGAUUAGAGGUUUACCCAACCGAUUUAAACC